This is a messenger RNA of Bemisia tabaci, 2056 nucleotides long. NCBI's taxonomy places the organism in Eukaryota, Metazoa, Arthropoda, Insecta, Hemiptera, Aleyrodidae. The record is from RefSeq and is a predicted model, not a curated record.
AGAGGUCGGGAGAUUCAAUUUAUCCCGGUGUUUUGAGGUUAGACCACCACCCUAUCACAAAAAAUCACGUUUUUCAGAAAUUUUUAAAGUUCUUUUGAGUUUUUCUUGAAACAAGACGUCACAAUGCAACCUCAAAUAAUUUUAUUGAAAGAAGGGACAGAGAACUCUCAGGGCAAACCGCAGCUGAUCUCUAACAUCAAUGCUUGCCAAGCAGUCAUUGAGGCUGUCCGCACAACACUGGGUCCUCGUGGGAUGGAUAAAUUAAUUGUGGAUGGUAACAACAAAGCAACUGUAUCCAACGAUGGAGCCACAAUCCUGAAACUACUAGAUGUCGUCCACCCAGCUGCCAAAACUAUUGUCGACAUCGCAAAAUCUCAAGAUGCCGAGGUUGGAGAUGGAACUACCACAGUUGUAUUAUUAGCCGGUGAAUUUCUAAAAGCCGUCAAACCUUUCAUUGAAGACGGGAUGCACCCACACGUCAUCAUCAAAGCGUACAGAAAAGCGCUAAAGGAAGCUUUAGACUUACUUGAUCAGUUGAAUGUCAAGAUCAAAGGUGAUGAGUCAAAUACGGCACAUCACAGGACGUUGCUUGAAAAUUGUGCUGCCACAGCCAUGAGCUCCAAACUGAUCCAUCACCAAAAAGAAUUCUUCUCCAAAAUGGUCGUUGAUGCAGUGCUUCAUUUAGAUGAACUGCUUCCCAUUAAUAUGAUUGGAAUCAAGAAGGUUCAAGGAGGCGCUUUAGAGGACUCUUUCCUGGUUUCGGGUGUUGCUUUCAAGAAAACCUUUUCCUAUGCCGGUUUUGAAAUGCAGCCGAAAGUCUACAAAAACUGCAAAAUUGCCCUCCUAAAUAUUGAAUUGGAAUUGAAAGCUGAAAGAGACAAUGCUGAAGUACGCGUUGAUAGUGUAGAAGAAUACCAAAAAAUUGUAGACGCAGAAUGGCAAAUCCUGUAUGAAAAAUUAGCCAAAAUCCAUGAAAGUGGAGCUCAAGUUGUUUUAUCAAAACUGCCAAUUGGAGAUGUAGCUACUCAGUACUUUGCCGACAGGGACAUGUUCUGUGCCGGUAGAGUUCCAGAGCAGGAUUUGACGCGAACAAUGAAGGCCUGCGGUGGAUCCAUCAUGACCACAGCCCAUGACCUGAACGAUUCAGUCCUUGGCCGCUGCGAACGUUUCGAGGAACGUCAAAUUGGAGGUGAAAGGUUCAACCUGUUCACAGGCUGCCCCAACGCGAAAACCUGUACGCUCAUCCUGAGGGGUGGAGCAGAGCAGUUCUUGGAAGAAACCGAAAGAUCUCUCCAUGAUGCUAUCAUGAUAGUCAGAAGGACUUUGAAAAGCGAUGCUGUAGUUGCAGGUGGUGGUGCAGUUGAAAUGGAACUAAGCAAACACCUACGCGCUUUUUCACGGACCAUUGCAGGAAAGGAACAGCUAAUAAUUGGAGCCAUGGCUAAAGCUCUGGAGGCCAUCCCCCGCCAAUUAUGUGAUAACGCAGGAUUUGAUGCAACCAAUAUUUUGAACAGGCUCAGGAUGGAGCAUGCAGAUGGUAACAAAUGGUAUGGAGUUGAUGUUAUGAAUGAAGAUGUCAGUGACAAUUUCCAAGCUUGCAUCUGGGAGCCAGCAAUCAUCAAGAAAAACGCCAUGAUCGCUGCAGUCGAAGCCGCCUGUUUAAUCUUAUCCGUUGAUGAGACAAUAAAAAGUCCCAAGUCACAAGGAGGAGGCCCACCAGGUGGUCCGAUGGGCCGAGGUCGGGGCAGACCCAUGUAAACAAUCCCGGUUCACUUUUCCUUCAUAUAUUUUUUACACACCAAGUUUCACAAAUAACGAUUGUGUGCAUUUUUCACCUCUUAAUCGUACUUUUUAAGCUGUUCAGUGCUAUAAUCACUGAAGUAUUCACAGCUUCUGCUGUUCUUCUGCAAGUGCCGGGUCAGUUGUGUCAGAGAUCAUGCAUGAAGUUGAGCAGUUUUGAAUGAGUUACGUUAAUUUUUUCUGCUUUGUUUUUUUACAUCAUGGCAAACUAACUUUAAGAUAGAGCUUUAUCCAAUAAAUAACUUUUUUAUAAUUA